Molecule: messenger RNA, 288 nt
Organism: Penicillium robsamsonii
Lineage: Eukaryota; Fungi; Ascomycota; Eurotiomycetes; Eurotiales; Aspergillaceae
Exons: 4
Coding region: 1-288 (95 amino acids)
Source: RefSeq, a predicted model, not a curated record
AUGCCACAAAGACUCCAUGGCUCAAUAUAUAUAAUUUGUACCUCGGUGCAGGUACCGGCCAAUCAUGCCCGAAGGCCAACGCACGUCGUUCAGUCUAUAGAUCGUUUUUAUGCAUUGUCAACUGAUCGACGACUUUCAUUCGGCACAAAAGGUUACUAUGGCCGUUUAGGAUUAAUAUGGGAAAGCUCGGGGAAAGCAUCAACUUUCAGCGACGGGCGGUUUAGAUGUCGGAGGUGUGCACGUGUGGAAACGUGGUGUGUUGGUUGGCUUUCCGGGGAAUUGGUUUAG